This is a messenger RNA of Diuraphis noxia (Russian wheat aphid), 552 nucleotides long. RefSeq names its product ribosomal protein S26 (gene RpS26). Gene Ontology annotation, biological process: translation. Gene Ontology annotation, cellular component: ribosome; cytosolic small ribosomal subunit. Lineage: Eukaryota; Metazoa; Arthropoda; Insecta; Hemiptera; Aphididae. Gene Ontology annotation, molecular function: mRNA binding; structural constituent of ribosome. The record is from RefSeq and is a predicted model, not a curated record.
UUAUGAGUUAUGUCGUCCAUUCGAUUUCUAGUCCUUUGAACCUGAUGAGUUGUGUUUGAUUUUGGUUUCUCAUUUAUCUUUUAGUUUUUCAUCCUUAAACCGACGUUGAAAUGACUCGUAAGCGCCGUAAUGGAGGAAGAUCAAAACAUGGCCGUGGUCACGUCAAGCCUGUGCGUUGUACCAAUUGCGCACGGUGUGUGCCCAAAGACAAGGCUAUCAAGAAAUUUGUUAUUCGUAAUAUUGUCGAAGCCGCCGCUGUUCGUGAUAUAACUGAUGCUAGUGUAUAUACAUCAUACCAAUUGCCGAAAUUAUAUGCUAAAUUGCACUACUGUGUUUCUUGCGCCAUCCAUUCCAAAGUGGUCAGGAACAGAUCAAAGGCCGACCGUCGUAUCAGAACACCACCAAGCCGUAACUUCCCACGUGGGGAUAAUAAUCGCCAAGGAGGACAACCUCAAAGGAAAACGUAAUUCCCAUUGUAUUAUGGGGAUACAAAAUUAUAUUAUACCUUCAUUUAAGAUAUAAAAAUACAUUUUGAUUCUGACGAAAAUAAAA